AUGGAGUUGCUAGAAGGUGAGAUUUCAUUGCUACGUAGAGAAGUACUUGAUUACAACAUCGGAAAGUACGAGACGUUCCACGAUGCUCUGGAGGGCGAAAUGGAAGGAUGCUUUAUAAACAUCGUGUUCUUUGGGAUGCGUGGCUCCGGAAAAUCCGCUUUGAUUAAUUCUAUUCACAAGGCUUUAGAUCUCAAUGAAGAGCCCGCCAUAAUUGAAACUACCGGUAAGGAUGGAACGAAGACUUUGGAGACUUUUGUUCUUCCGGGAAUUCCAGUAAAGCUUUAUGACACGCGUGGAUUUUUCGCCAUGGACAUUACAGAAGAAGGUAGGUUAUGUUAAACUUUAAACUACUUGUCGAAAUAUUUUGAAUAGUAAAGUGUACAACCUUGCGGGCUAAUGAAAAACUCUCUCCUCUCGAAAUCGGCAAAUCGUUAGCAAACGAAAAAUAAUCAUACCGGAAGUGGACGGGCUGACGAGAUAUGCUUAAAUUACUUAGACACCGUUGCUUGAUCGGCUCUCAAACGUGUGCUCGCAAUUUUAAUGAAAUCUCAUGCUUUAUAUUAGAAACUACCUUUUGGGGAAGCCCAACCUUAUUUUUGCAAUCUGUUAAUUACAUAGGCACUACCCCUUAUUCGGCAGCCUGUAUAAGUAACAGGCGCAAAUUGGUAAGUGAAGGAGAGAUAUUUUGAGCCUUGUGAUUUUAUAAAGGGAACGAAGUCGAUUAUGGUAACGGAACAUCAGCAUAUUUUUAUAUCUAAAAAUCCUAGCCGGUCUCUUUGCUGAUUUAGUUUCAUUCAAUCUACUUGUCACUUUCAUCAAGGGUUGAAAAAUAUCACAUAACCAAUGACAAGGUUGUCAUUUUUGAUGGACAGGCGAGCUUAGCAUGGUAAUGUUACACACAAGGUGUAGAAUAUCGUUCUUCAACAAAUAUCUUAAAGCUGACGGUACCAGCCAUAAACGGGGAGAGGAAGGGAAGCUAAAAAGAGGGGGCUGGGGAUUUAAAUACAGUCGACGAAAAAGCGAAACUCAACAUUAAAUUAAAUUGAAGGAAUGAAUGAAUGAAUGAAUGAAUGAAUGAAUGAAUGAAUGGAGGACUUUAUUAAAGUUUCAAUGGUAUUUAGCUUAAAGAAAACUAAUUAGGGACGCUGUUUACACAUUAAAAUAUACCUAAGCUACAAUUAUAAUUCAACAUUUCACGUCAAGCUGUACACUUGAAAAAACACGAUUUUUGUGUCUGCGGAUUGAUACUAAUAAUUUAUUGUCUGUAUAAACCCAUUAAAUAAUAAAAUUAAAACAUUUUUCCUUGGUUAUGUUAGAAAGGCUCCCUUUAUAAAAUUCAGAUCCCUUUAGAAUCCAGUUAAGCCGAAAACACUUCUGCCGCCCUGUAAAUAUCGAUUCUAUUAAGAUCCAGCUACGGUUUAAAUUCAAAUGACUGUACUUGUUGUGGAAAAAUUAUUUAAAUGGCUGCAGUGUCUUAUUCAAGUUGUCCAAGAGAAAAGUUUGUCUUUGCAGCUAAGGUCUUUUAAACUCAUUUCCUUAAGUUUUUCUGCCACCUGGUAGUGUCUCCCCUGUCCAAGUGAGAUGCUUUGCUGUAAAUUACACCCACUCUGAAUACAGUUUUCCUCUGUUGUAAUGCUUGGGACAUUAAAUGCUACUGAUGAUUGGUGCACGAAGAAGGUGGCUUUGAAGUCUCCUCCUUGUGAUUGCCUUAGUAGAUGAUGCAGUUCGUAGAGACAUCCAGGAAGAAUUGGACCAGAAAUCUAAAAGCUAAAAUUAUUUACACUUCAACUCAUUAUGUAUAGAAUAGAUAGAUAUAUGAAUAAGUCAAUGGCGUAUAAGGACUCAGUAAAAUAAGCUCAGAAGAUAUUAAAUAUAGAUAAAAUGUAAAAUUCAAAGCAUCCUAGAAGCAUUCACCACAGUUUUUACAAUUAUUUAUCAAGAGUGAUAGGUCUUUGCCAUUAAUACUGUUUUUAAAACUCAUUAAAUUAGGAUUCUCUUUAUGACUUUCUUCUAAUCUAUUCCAAAGAUGGGACCCAAAGUAUAGUAGAGAAUGUUUUCCAAAGUGUACUAUUCGAAAACGUGGAAUAUUGAAAUCAGCGUUCCUCAGAUUAUAUCGUUUCGGGGUAGUAUUAAAUACUUCUGUUAUAUAGGAGGGCAUAAGUCCGUUUUUUACUUUAUACAUGAAAAUGGCGAUGUUUUGUAACCUUUGUUGGUACAGACUUAGAAGACCUGCUCUUGUAAGUAGCUCGCUGCAGGUCUCCGAUUUGGAUCUAAAGACUGCCCUGAGUGCCUGCUCUUGAAUUCUUUCCAUUUUCUUCUUAUCAGAUGAUUUGUAAAAGUGCUAUACAAUAUCACAAUAUGUAAGGAGGGGACAAGUAUUAGACUUGUACAGCUGUAACUUUGCAGUACAUGGGAUUAAAUUACGUCUCAGUAAGACCCCAACCUUACAGCUCGUUUUCUUGCAAAUAUUAAUGAUAUAUCCACUAAAUGUCAGUUUGUUGUCGAUGGUUACGCUGAGAAUUUUGAGAUAAUCAGAUGAUUUAACUUCGUGUCUAUCGAAUUUCAUCGUCAAUUCAUGCCCACGGGUUUUCUUGGAAGGUUGUGGAUCUGUAAAUAGCAAGGAUCUGGUAUUUCUGAGGGUUGGCUUGCAGUAAGGUUUUCGCUGUACCAUUGUGACACUGCCUCUGUUUGUCACCUGAGAGUUUGGGUGGCCUUCAGUAUAUCAUUGUCAUUGGUGUAUAUUUGAUGGUCAUCAGCAUACAUAAAUAGAUUAGCAGACUGCCUAUGUAGUGGGAGAUCAUUUUGGAACACGUUCCGGAGUAGAGGCCCGAGGGAGGAGCCUUGUGACACCCCCUUUUUUAUUCUUUCCAUCCGCUGAGCGCUUCCUGUAGUUUGACACUGUUUUUCAACGCUCAAGAAAGGAUCACAUAAGAUUCUGUGAUGCUUCGGAAAAGCCGUAUGCUUUGAGUUUCUGAAUCAUUAGUGCGGGGUGCAGCGAAUCAAAAGCUUAGCUCAUAUCAGUGGAUAGAACAGUCACGAACUCUUUAUUGUCGGCAGCCAUUUUCCAGUCAAAGGAGAUAGGAGAAGGGAAGAGGAGAAGAAGUUAAUAAUAUAGUAUUAUUGAAGUACGUAUUCAAAUCCAAAAAUGAACCACGCUUACAAAAUAAUAAGUUUGUUCCAUAUUAUACACAGGGGAGCUGUUUCGUAUUCUGUUUGGCAUUCACCGACCUGGAGAAGACUUGUGUCGAGAUCACGUGAGCGCACAACUAGCGGUUGCCGCUGGCCCUGCUGCCUGUAGAUUAGAAAAACGCCCCCUGGUCGAACAGAUGCAUGUUGUCUUUUGGGUCAUACAAGGUGUCGACAUCAGAUUCGAGGAGGGAAAGUACAAAGAAAUCAUAAAAUUUGUACAAGAACAGUUGCAAAGUGCAAGUGAGUUGAUGAUAGUUGUAAUUAUGAUAUAAUUUUGAGUAUCAUUAUGAAAGGUAAGGUGUAAACAGAUAUGUUUGUCAUCCAAUGCUAUUAAUUGGUUUUCUUUUGGAGGAUAUUCCUCGAAAAGUAACCUCCCAUUCCUUCCUUCGUCAAAUCAUAAUGGUGGGUGAUUGUUAUGUCAAGAGCUUUUGGCAAAGCCCACUUCAUUUAAUGAAUGUGCGUUCUACAAUAAGUACUCUUGGACUUGUUUUUUUUACCAUCUUCAGGUGUGGAUCUUAUUCCUCAUCAGCAUAUCCAAGCUAGCCGUUGUUAAUCAAAUCGGAGAUUUGUAGGAGCAUCAUAUAUAGAAUUACAUGUACGCUAAUUCAGAGAGAAAAAAAUCAGUAAAUAUGCAAAUUAGACGACUGAUCGAGGCAUGGUGAUGUCAUUCACUCAAACCAGUUUUAUUUCGGGUCUUUUUACCUACCUUGCCUCGACAACGAGUUUGAAAACAACAAAAGUUUCCCUCAAAAGCGAGGAAAAGAAAACUAAUUUUCAUGCGCAUAAAAAAGUGAUAAUCGUGUCCGUCUUUAUGACAGAGGUCUGUUCACACUGUCAAAAGAAAGGUAUGACCCACACUGAUUAAGUCGACUUAGAGCUCAGCAAUGUUUGCAGUGUGACUAAUUUGUCAUCGUCACUUUGCAGGAAUAACGGUAUUUACUGUCAUAACAUUUGAUGACGAGAUCCAAAAGAGGCCCAACGCUGAUGACGAGAGAGAGAGGUUGACCAAUAAAGCUAUUGAAGUCACCGGUGGUGACAAGAGGAAGGUGUUUUUCAUUGCCAACCCAGCACGAGGACAAGACCUUGAUCCCUUGUACAAGAAAAGAGUCUUGGAAAUGUUGGAACAGGCAUUAAAAUGCGGUGAGCGGUCAAUCAGGACGCGACAAACUGACAGGGAGAGCUCUAAGAAGCAGGCACGGAAUUCAAAGUCGGAAGUUGAUGGCCUCAGGUUUCCAGUCCCAGUGGAGAAUGACGACGAAUCUCCACUCACGGCCUUGACGUACAAGCAUAGCUACGAUAGUUAA
Messenger RNA from Pocillopora meandrina, 4493 nucleotides. The record is from the annotation of a GenBank genome assembly. Lineage: Eukaryota; Metazoa; Cnidaria; Anthozoa; Scleractinia; Pocilloporidae.